Capronia epimyces CBS 606.96 is the source of this 1722-nucleotide messenger RNA. RefSeq lists its product as uncharacterized. The coding region runs from base 1 to 1722 and encodes 573 amino acids. The transcript is spliced from 3 exons. The record is from RefSeq and is a predicted model, not a curated record. Gene Ontology annotation, biological process: transmembrane transport. Gene Ontology annotation, molecular function: transmembrane transporter activity. NCBI's taxonomy places the organism in Eukaryota, Fungi, Ascomycota, Eurotiomycetes, Chaetothyriales, Herpotrichiellaceae. Gene Ontology annotation, cellular component: membrane.
AUGGCCGCAGAGCGCAACCCAAGUACUGCUUCUGGCAUGCACCGCAAGUCAGUCGCCGAGGAACCUGUCACCUCAGUCCUUGAUCCUGGGGUGGUUCCCGUGUACGAGCGCGAGUUAACUGCCGAUGAGGAGGUCCUGGCAGCGCUGGGUUACAAACCCGAAUUCAAGCGCGAAUUCUCGCUCUGGACCUCUUUCUGUGUGUCUUUCGCCGUCCUGGGCUUACUGCCGUCCUUCGCCUCGACCGUCUGGUAUGGGAUGGGCUACGCAGGGACCCCCGGUAUGGUGUGGGGAUGGUUGAUUGCAAUGGCAUUCAUCCAAUGCGUCGCAAUGGGCAUGGCUGAACUCUGCUCUUCCAUGCCCACCUCCGGAGGUCUUUAUUACGCCUCAGCCGUGCUUGCACCUCCAGGGUACGGGCCUCUUGCUGCGUGGAUCACUGGCUGGUCCAACUGGCUGGUCCAGGUCACCGGUGCCCCUUCAGUGGACUACUCCCUGGCGUCCAUGAUUCUGGCUGCUGGAUCCAUCAACGACCCUUCCUACGUUCCCCAAAACUACCAAAUAUUUCUCCUUACCACUUUGAUCAUGAUCCUCCACGCCAUGAUCUCGUCGAUGCCCACCCGAUGGAUCGCUACCUUCAACUCAUACGGCAGCACCUUCAACAUCAUUGCAUUGGUGAUCACCAUCAUCGCUAUUCCAGCCGGUACCAAUCGCACUGACAAAGGCCUGCCGCGGUUCACCAAAAGCAGUACUGUCUGGGGCAACUUUUACGAAGGAACCGACUUCCCCAACGGCGUGGCGAUCCUCAUGUCUUUUAUUGCCGUCAUCUGGACCAUGUCUGGCUAUGAUGCGCCUUUCCACCUGGCAGAAGAAUGCAGCAACGCCAACAUUGCCAGUCCCCGGGCCAUUGUCCUGACCUCCGCAGUAGGAGGCGCGUUUGGUUGGUUCCUGCAAUUGGUGGUGGCUUAUACCGUGAUCGAUAUUGACGAUGUCCUCAACUCCCCUAUUGGCCAACCUUGGGCUUCUUAUCUGAUGGAAGUCUUGCCGAAGAAAACCGCACUGACCCUGUUGGCGAUGACCAUCAUAUGCGGCUUCUCAAUGGGGCAAGGUUGCAUGGUUGCUGCGUCACGAGUUACCUAUGCCUACGCACGCGAUGGGUGCUUCCCCUACUCCAAGCUGUGGAAGCAGGUCCAUCCGUGGACCAAGACCCCUGUCAAUGCCGUAUGGCUCAAUGCUGUCGUGGGCAUUCUCUUGACCUUGCUCUUGUUUGGAGGCGAGGCCGCCAUCGGUGCAAUCUUCAGCGUCGGAGCUCUCGGAGCGUUUGUCGCUUUUACCAUCCCCAUCACGAUCCGCACAUUUUUUGUCGGUAGCCGUUUCCGACGCGGGCCCUGGCAUCUGGGCAAAUUCUCCUAUCCCAUUGGUGUUGCAUCUACUUGCUUCACCUUGUUGAUGAUACCUAUCCUUUGCCUACCGAGCGUGACUGGCUCAGACUUGGACGCCUCCCUGAUGAACUGGACAUGUCUCGUGUGGGGUGGUCCGAUGCUGAUGGUUCUGAUCUGGUGGAUUGUUGACGCCCACAAGUGGUUCAAGGGACCAAAAGUCAACGUCGAGCACGCAAUGCUUGGGAGAGAGGGCAACAUUCUCGAUGCCAAAGAUGGUGGUUCAGAUACAGGCUCUCAAAACUCUCCGAUUCCCACCAAGGAGGUUGGUAAAGCGGCCGAGGUGUAG